Fusarium coffeatum is the source of this 3894-nucleotide messenger RNA. RefSeq lists its product as uncharacterized. Gene Ontology annotation, cellular component: cytosol; elongator holoenzyme complex. The transcript has 4 exons. Gene Ontology annotation, biological process: tRNA wobble base 5-methoxycarbonylmethyl-2-thiouridinylation. The record is from RefSeq and is a predicted model, not a curated record. The coding region runs from base 1 to 3894 and encodes 1297 amino acids. Lineage: Eukaryota; Fungi; Ascomycota; Sordariomycetes; Hypocreales; Nectriaceae. Gene Ontology annotation, molecular function: tRNA binding.
AUGCGCAACCUUCGAAACAUUCGAUUCGGACAAUGCCAGCGUGCAAAUGUCACAGCUGCUUGUUGGGAUCCUGAGAAGGAUGAAGUUCUUUGCGUAGCUGGACCGACUGAGGAGAGCAGUGGUAUCGAGUUACUGAGGAUCGCUGGCGAUCAAGAUGUUUCAGUUCGUACAGUGGCAAGUUGGGAUGCUCCCAGCCCAACACCAGAUCUUUCUGUCGACAAAGUCGUUAGUCUGCAAUAUCUGAGUGGUUCGGCUACUACAUGUAUCGUCCUCGAAGGAGGCGACAUCAUCACAGUUCAGGAAGAUGAUUUUUCAGGCCAAGAUGCUCAUAUCGAGAUUGUUGGUUCCAUUGAUGCUGGUAUUGCUGCCGCUCGAUGGUCUCCUGAUGAGGAGCUACUUAUCAUCGUCACAAAGGAGAACAAUGUUAUCUUUAUGGGCUCAAGCUUUGAUCCCGUUGCAGAAAUCACAAUGACAGUGGAGGAUCUCAAUGCUUCUAAGCAUGUUUCCGUUGGAUGGGGAAAGAAGGAGACGCAAUUCCAAGGUCGGGGCGCAAAGGCCAUGCGUGAUCCUACGAUCCCUGAAAAGGUCGAUGAGGGUGUACCUAGUCCUCAAGAAGACGGAGCGACGACUAUUAGCUGGAGAGGAGACGGUGCAUACGUCGCUAUCAACUCCGUGCAAGAGGGUUCUCGCCGUGUUAUCCGAGUUUACUCCCGAGAAGGUGAGCUCGAUAGUGCAAGUGAGCCUGUCGACGGUUUCGAGAGUGCUUUGAGUUGGCGACCAGCUGGAAAUCUGAUGGCUGGUAUUCAAAGAUUCUCAAACCGUAUAGAUGUUGUUUUCUUCGAGAGGAACGGUCUACGACACGGAGAGUUCACACUUCGUUCUCCCUCUGGGCCAGUUGAUGCUCAUGAAAAGAUACGUCUUGAGUGGAACUCGGAUUCUACGGUUCUAGCAGUCAUCUUCAAGGAUAUGAUCCAGCUAUGGACCGUGGGUAACUAUCACUGGUAUCUCAAGCAAGAGAUGCCGAUCGAGGCAAACUCGACAUGUCUGUCGUGGCACCCUGAGAAGGCUCUGCGCUUCGCUGCUGCCUCUACAAGCAAUGUUGUUGUGGCCGAGCAUAUCUUCUACACAGCAAGGGGGUCAUGUCUACCACCCCACGACAACGGUGCUAUCGCAGUUAUCGAUGGUGAGACGGUCAAAUUGACCCCAUUCCGAACCGUCAACGUACCACCUCCCAUGUCAAUGUUCGACAUCACGGUUGCCUCAGCCGUAGUUGACGUUACUUUUGGUCGCGAUAACACCUCUUUUGCUAUCCUCCACCGUAAAGGUAUUGACGUUUAUGCCUGGCCUGUCAAGAAUGGCCGGUCCAUCAAGCCGCAAUUCUCGAAGAAGAUCACCUUUGACGAGAUGGCUAGCCCUGGCUACAACGCUCUUCUCAGAAUUGCUGCUGUUGCUGAUGCUUUCCACUACUUCAGUUUUGAGGAAGAAAAGGGGUUUGUUCAGCGAUCAGUGCAGGUUAGCGGGGAGGGUGAGGCAUCUCUUGCCGAUAUCAACUCCAAGGAGAACUUGGUUGCUACAGCCAGUUAUCAAGACGACAAUUUCUUUACAGGCUAUGGUCAAGACAACUCAGGAAAGCUAUUCCAGAUCAGCGAUUCUGGCAAUGAUAUUCUCCCCGUUCAAUUCCAGACACAACUACCUUGGUUCGAGAUCAGCAAAGUUGACAAAGAAAUCGUUGCAUUUGGUCUGUCCAGGAACGGUCAUAUCUACGCCAACUCUCGUCUCCUAGCCAAGAACUGUACCUCUUUUGUCGCCACUCCAAGCCAUCUCAUCUUCACUACUAACAACCACUUGGUCAAGUUUGUUCACUUGUCCGCUGAUGUCAAUGAGCUUGAAGUCCCGGCCGAUGACCCAGAGACCGACGAACGAUGCCGUAGCGUCGAGCGCGGAUCUCGACUUGUCACUGCCAUUCCUUCCAACAUGAGUAUCGUUCUUCAGAUGCCCCGUGGAAACUUGGAGACUGUCUUCCCUAGAGCUAUGGUGGUGGCUGGUAUUCGCAACUUGAUUGACGAGAAGAACUAUUCACGGGCAUUCUCGUACUGCCGAACUCAGCGUGUGGAUAUGAAUAUCCUCUACGACCAUCAGCCCGAGCAGUUCUUGACCAAUGUGGGACUAUUCCUCGACCAAAUCCCAGACGUCGCCCACAUUGAUCUCUUUCUCUCUUCGCUUCGUGCCGAAGAUGUCACUCAGACCAUGUACCAAGACACAAAGCGGCCCAAAGCCUUCGGUACAGAUGCCGUUCCCUCUGACCUGUCUCCUGCACCUCGUGGUUCUGCAGCCAAGGUCAACACCGUCUGCGACGCUCUUCUCAGCGCCCUACAGAGCCGCAAAGCCACCAACCUCCAGAACACUAUUACUGCGCACGUGUGCAAGUCGCCACCUGCCCUCGACGAUGGUCUUCUCCUUGUCUCUGAGUUGAUGCGCGAGGACGAGAAGAUCGCUGAGAAGGCUGUCGAGCAUAUUUGUUUCCUGGUCGACGUCAACCGUCUAUAUGAGAACGCUCUGGGUCUUUAUAACCUCGAGUUGGCUCUCCUCGUCGCUCAACAAUCACAGCGCGAUCCUCGUGAAUACUUGCCCUUUAUCCAGAACCUGCACUCUCUUCCAGAGCUCCGUCGAAAGUUCGAAAUUGAUGAUCACCUUGAACGCCGUGUCAAGGCCCUUGGCCAUCUCCAGACUUUGGAUGUCUUCGACGAGCUUCUCGCAUACACCGUUAAACACUCUCUAUACCACGAUGCCCUGCGAAUCUACCGCUACGACCCUCCCCGCCUUCGAGAGCUUACAGCUGCAUAUGCCGCCUACCUCGAGUCCACCUCGGCUUACCGUGAGGCAGGUCUCGCCUACGAGUCCCUCGAGAACUACGCCAAGGCAACAAGCUGCUACCGAACCGCCGGCGCUGCAUGCUGGCAGGAGUGUCUCUACACUGCGGCCCAGCAGCAACCUCCCAUGUCGUCUGAGGCCAUGGCUGACCUCGCCAACAACCUUGCGGAUGCCCUCUGGGAAUCGAAAGAUUACUCGUCUGCGGCGACUAUCCACCUCGAAUAUCUCGAUUCUAUUGAUAUGGCUGUCCGAUGCCUCUGCAAGGGUUACCACUUCGCCGAUACUAUCCGCCUUGUCGUUCAACGCAACCGUUCCGAUCUUCUAGCCACCAGUGUCGACACCGGUCUUGCAGACGCACUAGGCACUACAACUGAGUUCCUUGCUGACUGCAAGGCUCAGCUAAAGGCCCAGGUUCCUCGUGUCGCUGAGCUUCGACGCAAGGCUAUCGAAGAUCCUCUUGCAUUCUACGAAGGAGAUCGCGCCGGUGGCAUGGACAUCCCCGAUGAUGUUUCAAUCGCUGCAUCUUCGCGCGUCAGCACCAGUGCAUCACUCUUCACACGAUACACAGGCAAGGCUGGAAGCGUGGGCACAGCUGGAACAGGCGUCAGUCGCGCAACAAGUAAGAACCGCAAGCGAGAAGAAAAGAAGCGCGCUCGUGGCCGUAAGGGAACAGUCUACGAGGAGGAAUACCUCGUCAACAGUAUCCGUCGUCUGAUUGAGCGUGUAAGCGCCGCCGCAGCCGAUACCGAGCGUCUCAUCUUUGCGCUUGUGCGAAGAAACAUGCCUGAGCGAGCACGCGCCGCGGAAGCCCUCAUGGCCGAGGUGUCUGAGGCUUGCACCUCUGCUGUUGCGGAUGUUUUCAAGCCAUUGGAAACGGAGAGUGAGAAGAAGCCAGAGGGCGAGCCGGCGUGGCAUGCUACAGGAGGAGAUGCAGUGUUGCAAGAUUUCGUGAUGGGACAGGGAAAGAAGUUGGAGCCUCCUGUUGUGACAGGAGUUAAGAAGCUUACGCUAUUGGGAUCAUGA